Molecule: messenger RNA, 840 nt
Organism: Caenorhabditis elegans
Lineage: Eukaryota; Metazoa; Nematoda; Chromadorea; Rhabditida; Rhabditidae
Gene: srx-104
Product: 7TM GPCR serpentine receptor class x (Srx) domain-containing protein
Exons: 6
Coding region: 1-840 (279 amino acids)
Source: RefSeq, marked reviewed
AUGGACACUGACGAGAUCGCCACCCGUCUCGUUGGAGCACACAUGCUUCUGGUGUCUUUCUGUGGAAUCUUAAUCAAUUUCUACAUGUUUUACUUCUUCCUGAAACUUCAAAAAACUAGUUUUUACGUUCUGUGCUCUUCGAAAACGAUAUCAAAUUCUAUCAUACUUUUCGCCUAUCUUCUAUACGUUGGACCAAUCAACUUUUUCUACUCUGGAUUCGGUUCGGCUGUUCUCAGCAGCUACAUCAAUCAGGCGAUGGGCUAUGGUAUUUACUUGCAAGGGCCAAUAACUCAACUAAUGAUAACUGUGAAUCGAUUCCUUGUCGUCUGGAUUUCCGCCGCAAAAACUACCAGCGAUUCCACCAAAGUUACUGUAGUUGCGUUAGCCUUCUCCUGGGUAUUUGCCACGUGGUUCUCGACUUUACUCGGAUUGCCAGAUAAUUGCCGCGUCCCUGUGGACCUUGAACAUGUUGGAUAUACAAGUUCUGAGUGCAGUGUUCAAGUUAUUGAUUAUCUAUUUUUGGCCGUGUUCCUACUUGGAGUUUUCACAAAUGUCCUGAACGUUUCCAUUGCUAUCAAGCUGUAUUUGAUAUCGAAAUCCUCAAACCUCCUCUCCUCCCGAGCUUCAAAAACAAGAAACAAAAAUCGUGUCUACCUGUUCUUACAGUCAUGUUUUCAAGAUUGGAUUGCAGUUUUGGUGAUUUUAAAUAAUAUUCUAGCAUCAAUGUACUGUCGGAGCCAUGUUUGCACAAAUCUUAUCACAAUGGGACUUGAUGUAGUAGUUUAUGCGCUGGAUGGCUUCAUCAUGUAUUUGUUCAACUGCAAAUUCAAGCCAAAAUGA